AUGUCGGCCAGAAAUAAUAUAUUUUUCGCUCUGGGCUUUUGCCUCGUUUUUAGUUUCCUGAGCAUUGAGGCCAGGACUUUAAAGGAAGCUUCUGUCAAGACGAAACGAGAUACAGAUGACUGGUGGUCUCUCCUUGAGGAUUUGAUAUAUGACAAUGAUAGUGGAAGUGAUAGUGAUGACGAUGGCGAUAAUGAAAAUGUUUUGAUUUGUCGUAACUGCACUGUCGUAGUUCAAGCUGCUCCGAAUGCUACAGCGGAUGGAGGUAGCACAGUAGCUCCACCACCAGGAGGAGCAGCUCCAGGAACACCGGUACCUCCUCCUGGAUCAACUCCAGGAGCUCCAGCUCCCGUUGCUCCUGUUCCGCCUCCAACUUCGGCACCUGAUCAACCUGCUCCACCGGCCGUAACUACUACAGCACCAGUCGUCACACCAGCACCUGCUCCUGGUGGUUAG
Molecule: messenger RNA, 453 nt
Organism: Drosophila takahashii
Lineage: Eukaryota; Metazoa; Arthropoda; Insecta; Diptera; Drosophilidae
Product: zinc finger and BTB domain-containing protein 45
Source: RefSeq, a predicted model, not a curated record